Cydia pomonella (codling moth) is the source of this 1270-nucleotide messenger RNA. Its product is annotated as calcium load-activated calcium channel. The transcript has 5 exons. Gene Ontology annotation, cellular component: cytoplasm; endoplasmic reticulum membrane; endoplasmic reticulum. Gene Ontology annotation, molecular function: calcium channel activity. The record is from RefSeq and is a predicted model, not a curated record. The coding region runs from base 286 to 837 and encodes 183 amino acids. Lineage: Eukaryota; Metazoa; Arthropoda; Insecta; Lepidoptera; Tortricidae. Gene Ontology annotation, biological process: endoplasmic reticulum calcium ion homeostasis.
GCCGAAGUGGAGGAAUGUCUUAACCAUCUUGAUCAAUCUUGAUCCAGAAGGGCGAAUAUAAAAAAAAUAAACCGUUUUGACAUCUGUCACAGUCACACUAUAUAAUUAAUUAAUUAAUCGGUCGGUGGGCUAAAUAUAUUAUCUGAACUUUAAAUCAAUUCGUAUUCUUUCAAGCUUAAAGCAGAUUUUCAUUAUUUUAGCCAAAACAAGAAAGCAUUUGUGUUUCAUAGUUCUAAGAUACACUUCCUCAAAUUAGUAUUUAAUAAAAAAAUACCUACCUUAAACAUGUGGAGUGAUUCGUUGUUAAUUGUUUUCAUUUCGAUUUGUACGGCCUUUUUAGGAGAAGGCUUGACAUGGAUUCUUGUCUAUAGAACAGAAAAAUAUCAAAAACUUAAGGUAGAGGUGGAGCGGCAAAGUAAAAAAUUGGAGAAGCGCAAGGAGGCCCAUGGUGACUCAUUGGACAAACAACAUAAGAAGAAGAUUGAACGUGAAGAGGAGAGGCUUAAAAAUAACAACCGGGACUUGUCUUUGGUCAAAAUGAAGUCAAUGUUUGCCAUAGGCUUUGCUUUUACAGCCUUGCUUAGCAUGUUCAACAGUAUAUUUGAUGGAAGAGUAGUAGCCAAGUUGCCUUUUUAUCCCAUUUCAUGGAUUCAAGGACUCAGUCACAGGAACUUACCAGGAGAUGACUUCUCUGAUUGCUCAUUUAUUUUCUUGUACAUACUGUGUACUAUGAGUAUAAGGCAAAAUAUCCAGAAAUUACUGGGAUUUGCACCAUCCCGUGUGGCAUCAAAGCAGGGUGGAGCUCUUUUUGCAGCACCACCAGCACAGUUCAAGUAAUAAGGGACAAAAGUUAGUUUUAUAUAUUUCGUUCUAAUGUUCCGUUAUAAAUAGUAUUGCUGAUAAUUUAUUGUAUCUAUGAUAUAAAUUCAGACAUAUUAUUUAAGUUAACAGGAUGGAAAUGGCAGGAAUUUCUUGUUGUUAAAUUACAGUAUCAGUUAACGUAUGUGUGUUUGAUAGGUUUACUAGAAGGAAGAGCAUUGUACAAUUGUUAUUUAGGUUUGUAAAAUAAGUUGGCUCAUGCACGUUACGUUAUAGCUCUGUGUUCCCAUUUCAGUCAAAAGAAAGCUUGUACAGUGAGCUGUGAAAUUGCAUGGAGUAAUAAUUCAUGAAUUUAUUGAUAAAGUUGCCAUGCACUUUUACAGCUGAUGGUAUGGUACAUAGGAAAUUUGUUUCUUUACGAAUUCUAAAUAAAAUAAAGUAAUGAAACUCA